AUGACCAGUCUAAUAGAUUUGGGCAGGUAUGUUGAAAGUAGCCGCUUUGGAGAAGACAGGGGACCAAGGUCUAAAAGAGUAAAAAUCGCUGGAGCUGAUUUAUCUUCUUUUCAACCUGGAUGCAUCACCAAGAUUCGUUUACAAGAUUUCGUCACCUAUACCUUAACUGAGUUCAAUCUUUCACCGUCUCUAAAUAUGAUUAUUGGACCAAACGGAUCCGGCAAAUCUACUUUUGUGUGUGCCGUAUGUUUAGGACUGGCUGGUAAACCGGAGUAUAUUGGUAGGAGUAAAAAAGUGGAAGAUUUCAUUAAGAAUGGUCAGGAUGUUUCAAGAAUUGAAAUUACUUUAAAAAAUUCGCCGAAGGUUCAUGAUAUUGAAAAUAUAAAUGCACAUGACGAAACAAUAAAGAUUACUAGGAUUAUUACUAGAUCUAAGAGAAGGUCUGAUUACCUGAUAAAUGACGGACAGGUCUCUGAAAAUACGGUUAAAACUCUAGUCACUCAGUUGAACAUUCAGCUGGAUAAUCUAUGCCAAUUUUUAUCUCAAGAGCGUGUUGAGGAAUUUGCUCGAUUGAAGUCAGUUAAGCUAUUAAUGGAAACUAUAAGGUCAAUUGACGCAAGUCUGUUAGACUUGUUGGAGGAAUUAAGGGAACUACAGGUAAGUGAGCAGAGUUUGCAGAAGGACCUCGACUUCAAGAAAUCAAAAAUUGCGCAUUUAAGGCAAGAGAGUGAUAAAUUACGAAAGUCAGUAGAGUCGUUGCGAGAUUUUCAAAAGAAAAAAAGUGAAAUUGAAUCGCACUCUCAAUUAUUACCUUAUGUGAAGGUGAAAGAUCAUAAGGAAAAGCUAAAUACCUAUAAAGAAGAGUACGAACGAGCGAAAGCGAACUUGAAAGCUUUAUUGAAGGACAAGAAACCAUUUUCUAAUACAAAGAAAACUUUGGAAGGCCGAGUUGAAGAACUAACAGAUAAAUGUUCGUUCAAAAAUGCUGAAUUUGUGAAGGCAAAAGAGAAGAUCAACGAGAUCUUUGAAGAACUGAAUACCAUAAGAGAUGAGGUUAUAAAAAAAAAAAAUCAGAAUGAAUAUUAUAGAGGUAGAACCAAAAAAUUGCAGGCAACUAUUAUCAGUACAAAUCAGGAUUUAGUGAGAAAUCGAGAGAUGCUAAAACAAACUCAAUUACCUGAAAGAAGCGUAUUCGAAGAUAUAGACACCAAAAGAAAAGAAAUCAUCAACAAAGAAGGAGAGCUUCGAGAUCUUAUAUCCGAGAUCGAUGCUAAAGCAAAUGCCGUUAACCAUGAAAUGAGGACUAUACAUGUGCAAGCGGAAAGCAAGACUAAGUCUCUUAAUACAACCGACAAAAUUGGCAUCUUAAACCAAGAUCAGGAUUUAAAGGAGGUUCGUGAUGCCGUGUUGUUGAUAAGAGAUCAUAGCGAAAUGAAAGAUAAAAUCUUAGAGCCCCCAAUAAUAACAGUAUCUGCCAUUAAUUCACAAUUUGCAGCCUAUCUAGCACAAUGUGUCGAUUAUAAUACAAGCAAGGCCUUGACUGUUGUUGAUUCUGAUGCUUACAAGUUAUUUUCGAAUUCGAUUCUUGAUAAAUUCAAAGUGAAUCUGAGAGAACUAUCCAAUAUUGACAUCAGACCUCCUGUGCCAAUAGAUACAGUCAAAGAUUUGGGUUUUGAAGGCUACUUGUCUGAUUUCAUUACCGGUGAUAACAGAGUUAUGAGAAUGCUUUGUCAAAUUAACAAAAUACAUACCAUACCAGUAUCCAGAAAGGAACUGACACCCACGCAAAUAAAGAGGUUGAUUACGCCGGCAUCAAAUGGAAAAAUUCUCUUCAAAAGAAUAAUUCAUGGAAACAGGCUUGUCGACAUUAAACAAUCUGCUUAUGGUAAUAAACAGGUUUUCCCAACUGAUGUUAGUAUAAAACAAACCAAUUUUUAUCAAGGAUCGAUCAUGUCAAAUGAACAGAAAAACAGAAUUGAAAAUGAAAUCAGCAGCUUAAAGAAUGAACAUAAUAAUCGAAAAUCUAAAUUAGACGCAUUGUCCAACCAGAAGAGUAUUUAUAGGCACGAACUAUCCGAGUUGGCGUCAAAAAACGACGAUAUCAAUAGAAAGGCCCAUGAACUGAAUGAGAUUCGUAAGAAAUACACUAUGAGGAAAAGCACAAUAGAAACCCUGGAAGAGAAAUUAGAUCAACUCAAACGUGAGGCUAGAAAGGAUGUAUCACAAAAGAUCAAGGAUAUUGAUGACCAGAUCCAGCAGUUGCUACUCAAGCAAACUCAGUUACUGUCUAAAAUGGUCUCGUCAAUGGAGGAUUUGAAGAAAUGUCAGAAGGAAUUGGUAAGUUCCCAAAUUCUUCAAUUUGAAGCCCAGAAUAUGGACAUUUCCAUGAAUGAUGUGAUCGGCUUUUUCAAUGAAAGGGAGGCUGACUUGAAGCACCAAUAUGAGCAUAAAAAAAGGUUCGUAAAAGAAAUGAGAGAUACUCCUGAAUUCCAAUCCUGGAUGCAAGAAAUUAGACGUUAUGACGAAGAUACGAAAGAGAAAUUGAAUAAAGUAGCAGAAAAAUAUGAGAAAGAGGGGAAUUUCAAUCUUUCAUUCAUUCAAGAUGUUCUUAAUAAGUUGGAAUCGGAAGUAGCUAUGGUCAAUCAUGACGAAUCUGCUAUAACGAUUUUGGAUCAAGUGACUACUGAGUUGAGAGAGUUGGAACAAGCAGUUCCUCAGCAAACUAAGGAUUUGGGAACCAUCAACGCGAAAUUGAAAGAAGAUCAUGCAAUUUUGGAACCUAAAUUGGAUGAUAUAGUAUCAAAAAUUUCUGCAAAAUUUGCACGCUUAUUCAAUAACGUUGGUAGUGCUGGUGCGGUUCAUCUGGAAAAGCCGAAGGACUAUUCUGAAUGGAAGAUUGAAAUCAUGGUCAAGUUCAGAGAUAAUGCCCCUUUGAAGAAAUUAGACUCUCACACACAGUCAGGCGGUGAGAGGGCUGUGUCUACAGUACUUUACAUGAUCGCCUUGCAAGAGUUUACCUCUGCACCAUUCAGAGUUGUGGAUGAAAUCAACCAAGGUAUGGAUUCUAGAAAUGAAAGAAUUGUCCAUAAAGCUAUGGUAGAGAACGCUUGUGCUGAAAACACUUCUCAAUAUUUCUUAAUUACUCCAAAGCUAUUGACAGGCUUGUAUUAUCACGAGAAGAUGAGAGUACACUGUGUCAUGGCUGGUUCUUGGAUUCCAAAUCCUUCUGAGAACCCGAGAAUGAUCCAUUUCGGCGAGACUUCCAAUUACUCUUUUGAAUAG
Molecule: messenger RNA, 3282 nt
Organism: Saccharomyces kudriavzevii IFO 1802
Lineage: Eukaryota; Fungi; Ascomycota; Saccharomycetes; Saccharomycetales; Saccharomycetaceae
Gene: SMC5
Product: DNA repair ATPase SMC5
Exons: 1
Coding region: 1-3282 (1093 amino acids)
Biological process (GO): double-strand break repair via homologous recombination
Cellular component (GO): Smc5-Smc6 complex
Molecular function (GO): ATP binding; ATP hydrolysis activity
Source: RefSeq, a predicted model, not a curated record